Melampsora larici-populina 98AG31 is the source of this 1971-nucleotide messenger RNA. RefSeq names its product family 90 glycosyltransferase. The coding region runs from base 1 to 1971 and encodes 656 amino acids. The record is from RefSeq and is a predicted model, not a curated record. The transcript is spliced from 9 exons. Lineage: Eukaryota; Fungi; Basidiomycota; Pucciniomycetes; Pucciniales; Melampsoraceae.
AUGAUCUCACCAAUUCGAUUUAAAUCGAUUCUCUAUCUAAUCUUUGUCUUCAUCUUAUUCUCAAUCUUUUAUACAAUCAUCAUCUUAGAUUCAUCAAACAGAAGUUCAUUAACUAAUUAUCUAUCAAACCAUUCAAACUCAAUCAAAUCAUCUAUAAUACCUAAUCGAUUCAAAUGGUCAACUUGGAAUUCAAACGAUUUCAAUCAAUUAGAAGAUCAUCUAUUAAUCAAUCAAACAAACUCAAAUUCAAACUCAACAUCAACAACAGCCACCACCACCACUAACACUAACACUUCAAGCUCGAUCAUCAAUCCAACCUAUCAUCAAAAUGGUUAUUAUCUUUUACCAAACCAAUCUAAAUUCAAAUCACAUCCAAUCCUAUCCUUAAUCGAAAGAUCACAAAAAGAAUGGAAUGAAAAAUUACAACGAAAUUCAAAAAGCUUAGCAGAAUGUAUAACCGAAUAUAAGAGAAGAUAUAAAAGAUCACCACCUUAUGGAUUUGAAAAAUGGUGGGAAUAUGUUAUUAAAUCUAAUGUGAUUUUGAAAGAUGAAUAUGAUCAAAUCGAAAAAGAUUUAAAACCUUUCUUAGCCAUCGAACCGAAUGAUUUGAAUCAUAGAUCUUGGGUCAUGUCAAAUGAAAGACCUGAAACGUUUACUUUAUCGAUUCCAAUCAAAUCAAAUCAAAACGUUACCAUCUCAGGUCCUGAAGCUCAUUUGGUUAGAGCUACUGAUUUGGCUAAUUUGAUUAAUUUGUUUGUGGAUUUGUUACCUUUGGAUGAACAUCAAUCAGUUUAUAAUCUUACAUUUACAAAACAUGAUCAACCGGCUGUUCAAAUGACCUAUUCUCGUAAACAGAAAAUGUUGGAUUUAGCAGAUGCAGGUGAAUAUCUUUCACCAUCAGAUUAUAUUAAACCAAACGAUCCGAAACUAAGUAAUUGGGCAAACGCAUGUUCAACAAGUUCAUCACUCUAUCAUAAUGAAACUCAUCAAAUCACAUCAGAAGAAGAAGAUUUACUUAAAUUACAGAAAUCAUUUAUCUUUGAUCAUCCGGCUGCCAUGGAUCUUUGUCAACAUCCUGAAUCGAAAUCAUUACAUGGUUUUACAAGUGCACCAGGUACAGAUAAUAUUGAACUCGUUCCGCUCUUUACAUUUGCAAAAACUACAACUCAAAAUGAUGUUUUAGUGACUCCACUAGAACAAUUCAGUGAUACAUACAUAGGUGACGAUCCAAGUUGGAAUUCCAAAAAACUCAACAAACUACUCUGGAGAGGAUCUACAACCGGUGCCGAAUUUAUGAAAGGCAUCGAUUGGAAAUCAUCACAACGAUCACGAUUACAUUUCAUAAGUCAUGAAAACAAGAUCACGAACCAACCAGAUCGAUUAAAAGUUUUAGUCGAAGAUUCCAAGACCAAAGAAGUGAAUGUGUUGGAUCGAGAACUUAAAAGGUUAAAUGAUCGGUUCAUGGAUACUAGCUUUAGUGGUGGUCCGGUUCAGUGUGAUCCGGAAACGUGUGAUUAUAUGAGAUCUCAUAUUCAGUUUGCUCAUACGAUGGGAUUAGAUGAAUCUUAUCAAUAUAAAUAUUUAAUCGAUUUAGAUGGUAAUGGUUGGUCAGGUCGGUUUCAUAGGUUAAUGUCAACUAAAUCAUUAGUUCUUAAAUCCACUAUCUUUCCAGAAUGGUAUGCAGAUAGAGUUCAACCUUGGGUACAUUAUGUUCCUAUUAAAGUAGAUUAUUCAGAUUUGUAUGAUGUUAUGGUUUUCUUUUUAGGUGAUGAAAAUCAAGAUCCAAAUUUAAAAGAGAUCAAAAAAGGACACGAUGACUUAGCAGAAAAGAUUGCAACGGAUGGUAAAAGAUGGGCAGCUGAACAUUGGAGAAGAGAAGAUAUGGCUGCUUAUAUGUUUAGAUUGGUUUUGGAAUGGAGAAGGAUCAUGUUACGGGGUCAAGCUGGGGUUAAAUUAGAUUAUGGUGAAUGA